Molecule: messenger RNA, 2061 nt
Organism: Diaporthe amygdali
Lineage: Eukaryota; Fungi; Ascomycota; Sordariomycetes; Diaporthales; Diaporthaceae
Exons: 3
Coding region: 1-2061 (686 amino acids)
Biological process (GO): chromatin remodeling
Source: RefSeq, a predicted model, not a curated record
AUGGGAGACCCGAGCCAUAACAUCAACGAGAAGAUGCUCCAUCAUCUGCAUCUCAUCAGCACCUAUAGAUAUGCCGCGAUGGCUGAUGUUGGCGUUCCUGAUGCUUCCAAGUGGUUGAUGGCUGCCCCCAAAAUCGCCCGCGACACCGCGCCUUUCUUUUGGACAUACCUCGACGCCCCUGCCGACGGCACCAUCAUGCUCACGUGGCAACCUUUACAACGCCUGGAUACAAACUUUGCAACUGAUGGAUACAUUUGGCCAUAUCCUGAGACAUAUUUCCAGCAGGAUCUUGGCAACGGGCUGGUGUUGGAGAUGUUUUUCCAAAGGAUGGGAUACCGACAGGGGGAGCAAUUCGCCCAACACUCGAGGAAGCGCUUUCGCCUGGUCCCCAAGCAACCUCAAGUUCCUGGCGCGCCCCAAGUCGACCCCAGCCUCUGGAUCGUCCACUACGGGCCCAACUCGGCUCAAGACCGAAUGCCCGUUAACAUGAUACCUAUUGACCCUCGCACUCAUGCCAUGAUGCAGUCUCGCAUGCAAUUGCAGAGGGGCGGUCAGAUUGCACGUAAAGAGUUCAUGCUUGCUGAUCGACUUAACUGGCCCACCAUCAAUCCCCCACGGGAGGGCAGAGGCCACCCAAUGAUGGCUCAGCAACCCCAUCCGCGCACCAUCCCACAGCAGAUGGCCUACCCUCCCCAACCGCCAGUCCCAAACAAGCGGGCGAGGACUAGUGCCCACCAGAACCAGCAGAUGAUGAGUGCGGCCCCUUUCAUACCUUAUGACGAUGAAGACGACACCCACCAGGGCGACGUCUUUGAUCACAUGAGUCCUCGCGACGUCAGUAUGGCCAGGUACACGCGCAACCACGAGUGGAUGGAAGAGGUUCUGGGCUCUGCCUACCGGAUAGGGCAGAUCACACCGGCAGACCUUGGCCUCGGCUUGCAGGGAGAGCUAUCAUCUUUGACGCAAGGAAUUUACGAGGCCUCAGGUGUCGAUGCGCACAAGAAGCCUCCAGCCAAGCCCGUGGUCGGCCAUCUCGAUCCCAAGCAGGCUGAUGAAUUCCGCAAGAGAGUCUCAGAGAAGAUCGAGAAUGACAAGGCUGAGAUGGCGCGCCUGAAGGAACAGCAUGAGAAGAUGAUGGACAAGUUCAAGUCGAACUCGAUCCUCAACCGCGCCGAAAAAGACUUGCGCGUUGCUGUCGAUGAAACAGGCCCCGAAUUUUGGCGGCUUGAAGGAAAAGAGGAAGACGAAGGGGAGGCCACGACCCAAUGGAACGGGAGUGAGCACAGAAAGGUCAGCGAUAUUGUUGCUGAUGUUGAGUCAGCUCUGGGCCGGCAUAUCGCGGUUGUCAGUGAUGUUAGGCGCAUCCAAGACGGCGGAUACCAGGAGCCAGCGCCUGAGCCCGAGAGUCUACCACUGCCUCCAGCUGCACCACUUCCGAACGCUAAUGGCGCUGGGCAAGGCGAGCUAUCCCGGCAAGCGUCACAGGCAGGCUCCCAGGCAAGUGGGGUCCUGGCUGGCGAUUCUGAUAUCGACAUGGGAGGAACCGCUGCUGGUCUACUGGACCAGAUGCAGGGUGGAACAUCAUCCACUUCUACGCCUCAGCCUCAACCACCCACCAUUGCGUCAGAUGCAGCGACACCAGCCAACGCAGCGGCCACACAGGUGACAGCUGAGCAAGCCCCAGCAAAUGCUUCUGAAGAUGUCACAAUGGAAGACUCUGACCAAGCCAAGGAUGUGAGUACAGCUCCAGACCAAGGAACUGAGAGCGGAGAUUGGGUCGUCGUGCCCAAGGGUGGUGUGUCACCAAACGCAUCUGCUAGUGCCGCGCCUGUAGUGGACUCCGCCCCGAUACCGACUGAGAGCAUGGAAGCCAACAAGUCUGUUGAUAACGACGAUUUCAUGAACUCUGCCGGUGAGGCCCUCGAUCAAUCGGCUGCAGAUGACACGCCCGGGGACUUCGGUGACAUAGGCAUGGAGGAUUCUGCCUUCGGUGAGGCCAUGUAUGGCGCCGAAGUGUCCCGGGACUCUGCGUCGAACACGCCUGCAGACGGCGGCGUGUAA